Messenger RNA from Macrobrachium nipponense, 2409 nucleotides. RefSeq names its product PRKCA-binding protein-like. Gene Ontology annotation, biological process: positive regulation of receptor internalization; dendritic spine maintenance; regulation of Arp2/3 complex-mediated actin nucleation. Gene Ontology annotation, molecular function: protein domain specific binding; phospholipid binding; protein kinase C binding. Bases 1 to 1335 code for a protein of 444 amino acids. Gene Ontology annotation, cellular component: postsynaptic early endosome; trans-Golgi network membrane; neuron projection. The record is from RefSeq and is a predicted model, not a curated record. Lineage: Eukaryota; Metazoa; Arthropoda; Malacostraca; Decapoda; Palaemonidae. The transcript has 6 exons.
AUGGCCACCACUGCACCCAGUAAUCCCGCACCGAGCAACCCUCUUGUUACUUUGAUCAGCGCAAGGUCUGCAAUUGCUCCCUUUCAAGGCCGGGUCAACGGGUUCUUGCCUCAAAGCGUAGAAUCUUGGAUCUCGUCAGUAGAUGCUCAUUUAAAAGCAAAAUGCAUCACUGACCCAUCCGUACAAUUACAGGAAGCUAAAAGUUUCAUUGACUUUGCUAAAGGAGAUGCAGGUUUGUACCUGAGAAGAGUCUCUUUCCAAGAGGCGGAUACAUGGGAUGAAUUUAAAAUUAGAUUAAGAGCCAUAUAUGGCAGUGAAGAAGCGUUGAAUGUAGUUUUAGCUUUGAGGAACAUCCUUAAUCUGGCCUGUAUGACUCAACUUAACGUUGUAGAGAGAGCGGCACUAAUUGCUGAUCGGCUGAAUGAAUAUCAGGAUAGUUUGCGUACUUCCACUUGGGUUACGGGAAGGAAUAUGGGCGUGAAAGAUUUUAUCAGGCUCACAUAUUUAACCUGCAUAACAGUUAUGUUGCCGGAAGCUUUGGUACGAUGCUUUGACAAGAAGCUAGCGCCCGAUAGGUUUGGAGAUAUAUUUUGUGAGAUUGGAGUUCGUGAAUUACAGCAAUCUGCCAACGAAGCCUUCAAUCAAUUUGGUGAAGCUCAUCGUCAAAUGGAGAAGUAUGGAAUUCAAAUGUUGAAGCGAUUAAAGCCGAUUCUCAGUGACUUGGGCACCUAUCUUCAUAAAGCAAUACCCGAUACUCGACUGACAAUUCGGAGGUAUGCCGAUGCUAAAUUUGAAUACCUGAGUUAUUGCCUUAAAGUGAAGGAGAUGGAUGAUGAAGAGAUGCAGUUUGCUCAGCUUCAGGAACCUUUGUACAGGGUGGAAACUGGAAACUAUGAAUAUCGGUUGGUACUUAGGUGUCGCCAAGAAGCUCGUGGGAAAUUUGCAAGGCUCCGUUCAGAUGUAUUAGUGAAGUUAGAGCUACUGGAUUCGAAACAUGUACAGCAUCUAACGGAGCAACUUACUCGUCUUAUUACUGGGCUUGCGGCAUAUCACUCACAAUGCCAGGAACUGAUGCAUAAUAAACAUUGGUUUCCAAUUGAACUGGAUAUGGUAGGAACCACUCUUCAUGCUGACCAUAGAAAUGACACAAUACAGGUUGAUGAUGAUGAUGACGACGAAGAGUUGCUGGAUACUGAGAAUGCCACAGAAGCAGCUGAAACUGUUGACUUGGUGCAGCCUUUAGAAGAACUUACCUUGAACAACAGCAUCAAUCAGGACCAAGAAGUUCGGGAUAGUAACUUUGAAGAAGUCAAUCUCUUAGUAGGGGAGUGGUGAUGAUUCGGACAGUGGAAUGGUCCGGGCAGUACAUUUCCUGGAAAACAUACGGGGCCCUCAGCUCUGAAAAAUCAUGUGAAACCGUGAAAGUUUGUUUAUCACUGACACAUGGACUUUGGCUGAGAGAGGAUGUUUUAGUACUGAGGGUAGUUUUUGUGGUUUUUAUAAUUUCCUAUGAAAUAUUUUGUGUUUGAAUCAUAAGCUUUGGUGUAGUGAAUAUGAUAAUGAAGUUGAUUAUCAGUUUUGGGUGUGAAUUUAUACUGUAUGAUGAAGAUGAUGUAGCUAUUACUCACCUGUAAUCUCAAAGGGCUUGGAGCUGAGGGUGUCAUCAAAUGGUUAUGUGUGGGAUGAUUCGGACAGUCUAGGGUAGGGAUGAUUCGGACAGUGUCAGAAUCAUCCUUCCUAGCAAACCUUUACUAAUAUAUAGUAUUUCCAAAAUGACCAGACCUCUCUGGCACAGCUAUUCGGGUCCUCCCACGUGUGUUUAAUCUUCGCAUAUCUAUCAAAUUUAUAACAACAGAGAUAAAACCAUUUCUCCCAUUACAGAUAUCAAAUAUCAUCUUUUCCGUUAUGCAGAAUUCUAAGUCAAUUAUGUACAUAGGUUCACAAUUAAUAAAGUUUUUUUUAUGCAAUAGCAAGAAAAGGAAUCAGAUUGUCUAUCAACAUGGCAUCUCAUUUUGGUGCUGUUGCCAAUAUUUUAAACAGCUCCAUGUGCAUUCAAAUCUACGGAUAAGCUGCUUAGAGUCUCUCCAGGGGGCACUUUCAGUGGUCACGGUCAUGGAACUACAAACAUGGAAUGGACAUGGGCAAAAUCACCGUGUGCAGCAUGCCACCUUUGCAAAGGGUGGAGAGAGCUUUGUAUCACAAUGCCCACCUCUCCAUAUUGGAGUGUAAGCUUUUAAUUUUCCAUGACAAUAUAUUGUCAUCUAUGAGAUUUGUUGCAUUAUGUUACAGUAAAUUUAGUAGUACACAUUACUCAAUCUAGUAAUUUCUGUUUACAUGAUAAUACAUUUAAAAUAGACCUAAAAUUAUUAAUACGUAAUAAUAAGAUUGACAUAAAUAAGUGAUUUGUAA